AAAAAAAGACGGAAGUAAGCAUAAUUGUUAACGCUGAGACGUCGACGACGGACAAAAACUCGUUGGGUUUGGAACUGUCAACAACAUCAACAUGUUGAAAGAGUUAGUAAGGGAGCGACUGAUCGCGGCCGCUGACGAAAUAUCCGGACUAUUUGAAAGAACAAUGGCGUCAUACGAGGAGCAACUUUGUCGAGCCAGAGAGGAGAGCGAGCGCCUACGCCGACAGCUGGAAAUGAUUUACAGCACGCAAAUUGUCAGACGUGCCGAAGGUACCGAGGAAGACAAUAAAGAGGUCGAGGAGCGUCCACUGCCCUUCUCCGUUAAAGAGGAAGAAGAAGAGGCUAAAGUCAGCAAGUUUCCGCUAACCGCUCUCUUCACGGAAAUGAAAAACAAUGAAGACGAAUGUCCCAAGACCACUCUUGGCGACAAGGAAACUUCCAAAACAUGCCAACAAUACUAUAUCUGCUCAAUUUGUGGUAAAGGUUUUGCUAAAAAAUCCGUAUUGAUUCGACACUUGAGAACACACACUGGAGAAAAACCUUUUCAUUGCUCACUUUGUGGGAAAAGAUUCACUCAAAAGCCAAGCAUGAUUGCCCACAUGAGGACGCACACUGGAGAAAAACCCUUUCGUUGCUCAUUUUGUGGGAAAGCCUUUACUCAAAAGCCAGGCAUGGUGUCACACAUGAGAAUACACACGGGUGAAAAACCCUUUAAUUGUUCGAUUUGUGGAGGGGGCUAUGCCCGUCGUUCCAAUUUGAAUACACACAUGCGCACGCACAAUACGGACAGAGUAAAUGUUUCAUAAUUGAUCGUAAUCGACUUUUUAAGUAAUAACAUCUGAAAAUUGCUAGCAGUUGAUUCAACAGUAAAUUUCCUUCUGUACUCAUCUUUAGCCGUUGUAAGAUGGCGGGGCAAAAAGCGGACACGUUCACUCAAAAACUUCAUCUUGUAUCACACUGACAUGAGAACACACACGGGAAGAAAAACCCGUUAGUUGCUCAGUUUGUAGUUUCUCCAUAAGUGCAAUUUGAAUGCACACAUGUGGAGAGACAAAACAAAGAAUAAAUGUUUUGCAGUAGUCCACUUUUUACUCACUUAAAAAGCUGUAAAUGUUUUAUUUCUCUUUCGGUGAGAUACACUAUAAACUGUUGUCACCUUUGUCGUACAGCACAAGACUCUAUUUUAGUAUAUUCUUUCUUGGUAAUGAUUUUUGUACAUUGUACAAUUAUGUACUUUGGACCUCUUCCCUCCUGUUGAGCCGUCGUCAAUACUGUUGCAAGAUGGCGGCCGUUUGACAUUUCAAAUACGCCUCUGUCGUUAAAGCACCACCAAAGAAGAAAAGGCGGAAAUUAGCUUAGCUGUCCUAUCUUCCACCGGACCGGAAAACGGGAAUUCAAAAGAGAGGUUGAACAUUUGUCUUUCUCUGCUUAUUGAAGCGUGUAGAAAUGUUGAAGGAGUUGGUAAGGGAGCGUCUAAUUGCGGCCGCCGAUGAAAUCUUCGGACUUGUUGAGAAAACGAUCGCGUCAUACGAGGAGCAACUUCGUCGAGCGAGAGAGGAAAGCGAACGACAUCGACGACAACUGGAGCAGGUUUGCAACGUUGUACGCGUCAAAGAUGUCAAACAGCAAUGGGGGGUCUCCAGUUCAGAUCCAGGCCAUCCACCGCCACCCAACCUUGACAGGGAGAAAAAUAAGCCACACCUCCCCCACAUUAAGAAGGAAGACAUGGAGUUUCCACUCACUGGCGUCUCUGGGGAGGAUGAAGACAAACCACUCAGGUGGAUGCAGCUUCAUCCUCACAGUCCAAGCAGAGACCACAGUGGAGGAGCACCACCAGAAAAGCUGUUAGUGCCACAGUUUGACAGUGGCAAUGUGGAACCUGUGAGGAGCGACGCGGACCAAGAAGGUGACGAAAACCAGUCAAAAUACUCUGAGACGACUUUUGGCAAGACUUCACAAACAGCUCCGUGUUUCACCUGCCCUUUUUGUUCGAAACGGUUUUCCGCCAAUUCAAUAUUGACGAUACACUUGAGAACGCACACAGGAGAAAAACCUUUUGCAUGCCCCGUUUGUGGCAAAAGAUUUGCUCAAAAACCAAGCCUCGCGACACACAUGAAAACACACACGGGGGAAAAACCCUUCAGUUGUUCCAUUUGUCAUAAAACAUUUUCUCGAAGGUAUCAUUUGGAAAUACAUAUGAGAACACACACGGGAGAGAAACCAUAUAGUUGCGCAGUUUGUGGAGUAAAGUUUCGUCAUCGGUCCAGUUUGAAGGUACACGUGCGUGUACAUAACACAGAAUGA
Messenger RNA from Syngnathus typhle (broad-nosed pipefish), 2303 nucleotides. Its product is annotated as zinc finger and SCAN domain-containing protein 5B-like. Lineage: Eukaryota; Metazoa; Chordata; Actinopteri; Syngnathiformes; Syngnathidae. Gene Ontology annotation, biological process: regulation of transcription by RNA polymerase II. The record is from RefSeq and is a predicted model, not a curated record. Gene Ontology annotation, molecular function: DNA-binding transcription factor activity; RNA polymerase II cis-regulatory region sequence-specific DNA binding. Bases 1446 to 2303 code for a protein of 285 amino acids. The transcript has 3 exons.